Molecule: messenger RNA, 1133 nt
Organism: Electrophorus electricus (electric eel)
Lineage: Eukaryota; Metazoa; Chordata; Actinopteri; Gymnotiformes; Gymnotidae
Source: RefSeq, a predicted model, not a curated record
UAAUACUUCACAUGGGACAACAUGGCCUUGUUCUUAAACAUGCCUUUGUGUUUUCGCUUGGCAGGUCGAACUGCAGGCGCAGUCGCCCUCGGUCCUAAGCGAGGCACAGCCUUUCUAACCCGUCGAUUGUAUGUCGCCGUCAGCACACAAAACCAGCUGCAGUUUAAGUUGGAUGAGCGGACAGCCCACAGCAGCCUUGACCUCUUUAAGAAAGACACAGGUGUAAUAUACCGCAUGCUGGGCCUGGACCCCACACAUGUGCAGGACUCCCCUCUCCGUUUCUGUGACUGGGCUGUCGUAUUUGCAGACAGCCGUAUUGAAUCCGGCCGCCACUACUGGGAGGUGACGGUCAAAAAGUCCCAAGAAUUCCGUAUGGGUGUGGCUGAUGCGGCGAUGCCCCGGGAUGAGUGCAUUGGCACAAACUCCUCCUCCUGGGUUUUCUCUUACGUACAGCGGAAAUGGUAUGCAAUGACCACCAAUAAGCUGGUGCCUGUAUCGCUGGUAGGGAAGCCUGAGCGAGUGGGGUUGCUGCUGGACUUUGACGCUGGUUGGCUUAGCUUAGUAGAUACCCAGACAUCCAAGGUGGUCCACACAAUAAAGACACAGUUCCGCACACCAGUUUGUCCUGCUUUUGCACUCUGGGAUGGGGAAAUACUCACACAUUCUGGGUUGGAGGUGCCACCGGGACUUUAAAAGAAAACGGGCACAUGGCCACUACCUGCCUCUUCAACGAUCAGCAAGGCAAAAUGGAAAGUCCAUAUGGUUCAAAAACAAAAGUAGUACCUCAGGACCCUCCUGCAGGGUCAUUCUCAGCUAAUUAAGCAGAAUAUUCUUUUAGGUCUCCUAUCUGAUCUGGAUGCUGCAGCAACCAUAAAGUCUUUAAUAUGGGAAUACAAAUACAGUUGAACUAUAGAACUGACUGUGCAUAUAAAUGCAUUUAUACACUCACUUGAAAUGUUAAUAAGCUUGACAAUUCCCAUAAUUUUUUAUCAUGUUAUAAGAUGGUUUUGGGAAGUCUUGUACUUCUGUGCAUAAAUGUUUCACAACUACUUGGAAUUAUGCUGUCAAUGUGCAUUCAUCCUGUGAAGUGUUAUGGGUGAACUGACUUUUUCAAUAAAGUAUUCUUAGCAGUA